Ectocarpus siliculosus is the source of this 1626-nucleotide messenger RNA. NCBI's taxonomy places the organism in Eukaryota, Phaeophyceae, Ectocarpales, Ectocarpaceae. The record is from the annotation of a GenBank genome assembly.
AUGAAGUCAAUCCUCAUGCACUCCCUCACGAUACAAAAGCUGGGCAUGAGGCUGGUGUGGAAGUUCCUGAACGACCGCGAGGGGUGGAAGUUUCGCCGAGGCCGGGGGCUGGAGCCUUCUUUCCUCUACUACCAGACGGACCGGCCUAUGGUGACGUUCCCCAACCAGGGGGAGAGAGAGAAAGAGGAGGAGAGGGAGAGCGACGAGGACGAGGGGGUGCAGGACAACGCGGCACUAUCAUCUUCGAUACCCAACCGGCGAGGCAAAGGCAAGCAGAAGGCGGCGGCGGCGGCGGCGACUGCGGCGAAGAAGAAGAAAACGGUAUCGUUCACCUCCAAGGCGACGCCAACAGCACCUGCAGCGGCAGGAGGAGGGGCGGCAACGGGGCGCGGAAAGGGGCGUCCCGCUCCCGCCGCCGGUGGGAGGGGGAGGGCACGCGCCAAGGAAGCAGAGGAGGAGGAGGGCGGGGUCGACGACGACGAGACGGAGUUCGUCGCGCCCCCGCACAUCCCUGGCGUAGCCGGGAGAGGGAGAGUGUGCACCGUUUGCCUGGGUCCGGGCGGAGGGAAGAAGGGUGGAGGCGAGGCUUUGCUGGAGUGUCGAGGUUCCAACCGCACCUGCAAGACGCUGGUACACAAGAACUGCUACCCCGUGGCCGUGAAAACCAUCGACGGCCGCAGCGGCAUGUUCGUGUGCAACGCGUGCGAGAGGGACAAGUCGUCCGGCGGGGUCCGCCCCGAGGAGCGCGGGUGCGUCAUCUGCCGCCAGACCCAAGGGGUGGAGGCGUACGCCAUGGUGCCGACGAAGGAGGGAGGCUUCGUGCACUUCCUCUGCUUCAAGAAGGUCGUCCCCGAUGCCGAGAGCCACUGGAAGUUCGAAAACGGCAAGUACGUUCCUCCGCCCGGCGUGCCUGAGGCCCUCGCUCGCGCCAAGGCCAAGAGGCGGUGCAGCGAGUGCAAGCGCACGGGCGGGGUGGUGAAGACCUGCGAGCGCCAGGACUGUCGGACAAGGUUUCACCCGCUGUGCGGAGCGGUUCUUACGGCCGAGACGCAGUCGAGCAGCGAGGGCAAGGACUGGAAGGGCCUUGGCGCGGACAUGACCAUCCAGUGCGACGAGCACAAGCACAAGGCGGACGAGCCCUGCGCAAAGUGCGGUGGAAUCGACGGCGAGUUGGUGGGCUGUGCCAGGUGCCCGACCUACUACCACAAGGACUGUCAUGACCCCCCAAUCCCCGACGAUACGGGCGAGAAAUGGUGGUGCGCUACGUGUACGGCGGCUUUGGCCAUGGGCGGGGGGGAGUCUUCGGAAGACGACGAGGAGCAGGGUGAGGAGGAAGAGGAGGAGCAGCAGGAGCAGCAACAAGAGGGGGUGCAGGAAGAGGAGGAGGAUGAUGACCCGGAGCCCCCCACUCCCGGUAGCCCGGAGCAUAUCGGUUGGAUGAAGAGGAUGCAGAAGAAGAUGGAGGCAGUGAAAUCCGCUUUCAUGGGGAAGGGGAAGGCCCCGAAGGCGACCCCCACCGGGGGGAGAGGAGGAGGAGGAAAGGCCGCCAAGGCGAAACCCGCGGCCACCGCCGCAGCGGCGACGAAACCCGGCUACGGCCACGCCGAGCCCGAAGCCCUGCGCUAA